Molecule: messenger RNA, 1755 nt
Organism: Pseudovirgaria hyperparasitica
Lineage: Eukaryota; Fungi; Ascomycota; Dothideomycetes; Acrospermales; Acrospermaceae
Exons: 1
Coding region: 427-1536 (369 amino acids)
Source: RefSeq, a predicted model, not a curated record
CUCGCUGCAGGAGAUACAAGUUGAAGCUUUCCAUCUCUGCUGAUAUGGCUAGAUGCUGCUGUACAGAGAAAGGAGAUGACAUCUGAGGAGCGCAUGGAAACUGGAGAGACAACAACAUGCAGUUGAUCUUGGAUCCCGAGUAUACACGCGUUAAAGGCUUUCGCCAAUGAGUAUGAUGACGGGUUGAGAACGUGGUGUGGUAUUCUAACAAUAUUUCGCGUAGCACCUGGACGUUGUCAAGUUUCAAAGGUGUUAUUGCAUUGGUAAAAUGAUACGCGAAAUCGGAUAAAUUUACCUUACUUCCCGAAGUUGCGUGCAUGAGCUAAUGGAUAUCAUCUCUACGAAACGACCACGACCACGAACACGACAUCACGACCAUCACUAUCAGUAGAGUCUUCUCUGACGAAGUGCAGCUGAGUCGACAGAAUGCUGAUUGUAUCCUUUAUAGUCUUCUUCGGAACCAUCUUCUAUCUCACCCGCCGUCGCUCUGUCUACCUCCACGCUACCAACUCUGCAACACGAAUCCUCCCAUACUCUCCGAAUACCCUCAAUACCUUCGAUCUAUUCACAAUAAUCCUCGAUAGUCUUCUCAAAUACGUCCCUGGCCAAAGACCGUCACUCCAAAUCCACAAUGGUGGUUUCCUCCUUCCACGACUACACUUAGGUGGCAUUCUUCGGAUCCGCAAACAAGAUUUGAACAAUUUCAAUACAGCGCGCGGCAUCCGGUACAAUGCUGACAGUGACAUGAUUGAGCUGCAAACUACGAAUCCGAUGUUCCUGGUCGCAGCCACAACGCCAUUGUUGCUACUACUACUGAGCCAUGCCGAUUGCCCAAUUCAGCCUCUUGGAUCGGUGAACACAACGAACAAGUUCAACUUCGCAGACCUUGCAUUAUGUCGCGACGUAAGAGGGCUAUUGGCCGCAAGUAAAGCUGGGGAGCUCACAUUCACAGCGGUCAUGGGUGGGGAAGACCUGCUUGGCAAGAGAAAGAGACGAGGUGUCGAGUUUGAGAUUGUGAUUGAAGUCUGGAAGAAAGGCGCAUUAGUGCUGUCAGCGCAAAGUUCAUUCUUGCAAUUUUUGUCCAAGAACGUGAAGCCGCUUUACGCAGGUGGGAACGAAGCACGGGCUGAGCUUGUGAACUUGAAAGUAGACAAAGAUGUGUCUGUGAAGCUGCCUGCGAGUGCACCCAGGCACUGGGCAGCAUGCUCGAAAGACUACAAUCCUAUCCAUGUGUCCAACAUGCUGUCAAAGCUAUUCGGCUUCUCGUCUGUUGUGGCGCAUGGAAACCAUGUCGUGGCAUUGCUUGUCGAGAAUAUUGGUCGGACCGCCACAAGGCCGAGUGCCAGUAUGGAUCUACGCAAGUUAGGUGAGUUGCUUUGGGCGCAGGAGUCAAGUGUAAGCCUCGAUGUAUCAUUUGUCAAACCUGUGACACCUUUGCCUAUUGCACUGGAAACCAGGAUAAUGGGGACAGGGAAUGGAGUGGCCUUCGGCUUAUUCAAGAAGGACGUGUUAUGUGUGACAGGAAGUAUAUCGUGAUAUUCAAACAAUAUUGAGAAUGUAUCCACGUAAAUGAACCAGAUGGAGAAAAGAAGUGUCACAUGUCGACUUUGAAACUGGCGAUAGACCACAAUCAAGAAACAGACAACAGAGGGAAGUUUUAGAUCCCGGCAUGUUUCAGUGGUACUGAUAUCAAAACAGGGUCAACGUCGAACUGUUGCCUUUGCUACCUGCUGUUAAUCCGAGGCAAGAACACGG